Messenger RNA from Cydia strobilella, 5504 nucleotides. RefSeq lists its product as uncharacterized. Gene Ontology annotation, biological process: resolution of meiotic recombination intermediates; double-strand break repair via homologous recombination. Bases 451 to 2535 code for a protein of 694 amino acids. Gene Ontology annotation, molecular function: DNA endonuclease activity; protein binding. Gene Ontology annotation, cellular component: cytoplasm; nucleoplasm. The transcript is spliced from 7 exons. The record is from RefSeq and is a predicted model, not a curated record. Lineage: Eukaryota; Metazoa; Arthropoda; Insecta; Lepidoptera; Tortricidae.
GAUGUAGCAAAUGGUAAAUGAUGAUAAAAAUCAUAAAUACAAACUAUUCAAAUUCUUUUAACUUUAUAUUAUUUCAGAAAAUAUGCGAAGAACAACUUACAUAAACAAGCAAUGCGGUAAAAUGAUUGGAAUGCCAAUUCCGUGAAACGAAACGUGAGAAGCCUAGCGUGCUAAACGUAAACAAGGGGCUGAGUGAAAGGGUGACGUUAAUUUAAAAAUUUUAAGCAAAACAAACGACACAACAAUGUGAGUCACACUUGCGCAAUUUUAUACCACAGUGAUCCAAUACAAUUAAGUGUAAAAUUUGCAAUAUCGAAGAAACAGCAAGAUCUAAAUAUAGAAGUGAUAUCGCGAGCAGCGGAAGCCGUAGAGGAAAUGGUCGGUUGCAAGGUGCAGAAUCGAUGACUACUAAUUGCGAAAAAAUAGUUUCAUAUCAACUUUUGAAGAACCAUGGGUUCGUCGUAUAGAGAUGUCUUCAAAUUGUACGAUUUAAUACAGAGUGGAGAUUCGAGAUCAGUGGAGAGUUUUCUAAGUGAAAAUCGAAUAAAUAUAAAUGUGAUAUUACCUUGUAAAGGCAUUGGUGUGUUACAUUUGGCUGUUGGUAUUGAGCCUUUAGAGAAAUCAAAAGAGUGCACAGAAGUAUUACUCAAGCAUGGAGGUAAUCCCAAUUUAUGUACUGAUGACGGUGUAACCCCAGUCCACAUAGCAGCCAUAUGGGGCCGAGUGCAGAACCUGAAGCUCCUUCUUGGCUGCGGAGGAGACCCGUCCCGGCUCGACCUGGACGGCCACUCUGCCUUCAACUAUGCAGCUCGGGAGGAACAGUGGGAGGUGUACGACUACCUACACAAUGUGGUGGACCAACUGGAUGAUACCUUUGGAUCACCUUGCGCAUAUACUUUAGAUUUAGAUAAAGUGCUAAUGACAACAGACCAAGUGGUCGCCGAAUACGAGCCCGUCAUCAACAACCCCCUCCACCAUGUGUCCACCUGCAGGAGGUCCGAGAUGGUCCGCGACUGGUGUGAGAAGACCAGCCUCGUCAUGAACAACCUCUACCCCACCAUACUCGGAGAACGCCUGCUAGAGGACGAAUCAGCGCCAUGGGACACUAAUCUCACCAAAAACACUUUUGAUCUCAAGGAUAGAACUAAUGACACUAGGACAAGCUACAAAACAUGCACCAGCAGACCAGUGGAAAUAGAAAUAAGCGGCGUACAAAGACUCGAAGACACUGUCGAUGAAAAAUCAUGCUCUUGCCAAGACACUAAAGAUUAUAAAAAACAACGCAUGAGCGUAUACGAAAAUUUUUCGCUACCCGGCUCGCCUAACAGUAUUACACACAUAAAUUAUAAAACAAAGACAAGUUUGAAAAAAUGUAAGACACAAUUAAGUUCUGAUAUGCGAAGAUUGACUUUAGAUGAUUCUCACUCGUUAUUGACUGAAGAUAAUUCACAAAUGGACAAAGCAUUGGUUAUGGUUCAGAAUAAGACUAAUGAGUGGUUAUGUAACCACAAUGAUACAGACAUUGGGGCCAUGAAUACCAGGAGAUCAUCGGCCAGCAGUGGCGUGAGCAGCAAUUUCUCAGGAGGCAGUAUAGUUCUAGCAAAUGUGCAAGAAGAGUAUAAAUAUCAGGAUGAAGAGGAAGAUGUGGUGUUGAUUGAGAAGAGGCUACUUGUUUCGUCUGUUGUUCUUCCAGUAGACGAAGCAGCUGACACAACUGCGGACCAAACAAUAGUAUCCGUAGCUUCCUCAUUACCAGCUUCCGUUGUUUAUGACAGUAACAGCCUUAGAGCAGAACUGGUCAAGCUGGGAUUCAAACCUGGACCCAUACAAGACAGCACCAAAACUCUCUACUUGAAGAAACUACAAGCACUCAAGAAACAACCCAUUGUUGUCAAGAAGCAGGGCAAAACAUACAGUAUAGAACUUGAAAAAUCCUUGCGCACAAGUGACUGGAUGAACAACCUAGCACCAUACAUUGAGCUGGAGACCAAAGCGCGCACCGACUUUACCAAUUCCAACAAGAAAUGGCGUGAAGGCACGGCGAAAACUUCCUUCACGUAUUUACUACUGGACCCCAGGCUAACGCAGAACUUACCGGCCAAAGCUGGGACGCAGAAUCACCAUAUUUCCUGGGUCACCUUUAUCAACUCGAUAUUUUACGUUGGAAAAGGUAAACGUUCCCGCCCAUACUCCCACCUGUACCAAGCCCUAACCCUCUGGAAGCGGGACUUCACCACCUCCAACGACAAGAAGGUUCAGCACAUCCUCGACAUCUGGUCAGACAAGGUCGGUGUCGUCUGUCUGCACAUCUUUCAAAACGUCAUCCCAGCAGAAGCUUACACGUACGAGGCGGCCAUGAUUGAUGUCCUAGGUCUUCCGAAUUUGAAAAAUUUAAAGAGUGGAAAUUAUUACGGCGUCGCGGCGUCCUGGCCGUUGAAAGAUAGACGGAUGCUAGGGUUGUACCUUUUGUACAAGGCCAUGCUUAUAUUUUUGAACGAAGGCGAGAGACAGUUGAGGCCUGAUGAUAUAGAUUAGGACUUAGGUGUACCUACUACCUACUCAACGAUAGGCCAGUGAUUGGCAGUGAGAUGUUGACUGCUGCAGUUCGAAAGGGCGACAUUAAACUUGGAGCUAAUUUUAUUUCUAAUUCGGUUUUUUGUUUCAAUUAUUUUAGAUAAAAAUACGAAACGUUCCUAUUUUAGUGCAAUAAAAAUUGUAACUUAUCAAUGUUUGUACAAUUACCAUUGAGUAAUAAAACAUGACAACCAGUGCAAAUGAUUGCUUUAUGGUUUCAAAAGACAACGUGUCCUAAAUAGGGCAUAUUAUUUUUAUAGACAAAGGCAUACUUGCCUCCUAUAUAUACUUAGUCGAAAUAAGUGUCAUAAAAACGACAUUCACGUAUUUUACAACACUGUCGCUCCGUCGUCUGUUGCAGUCAAAAAUCUAGCUUUAGCUUCGAACUUAACAGUAUUUAUUUUAACGUCAAAGGACAAGCUUUACUGUGAACAGUGAUUAUUUUUAUUAUUUAGCAUUAUUUGUAAGUUUUUGAGUAAGUGUAUUGAAGAUGUUAUGUCAUAGUAUUUAAUUACGAGUAGUAUUUAAAUAUCGAAAAAAUCAAUUGUGUCUCUAUUGAAUAGGUUUAGGCGCGAUUUAGCAUUUAAUUUUUUUUUUGCGUAAAGGCGCUUAUAUAUAAGUUAUAAAAGUCUUCCUAGAAGUAGACUACCUUACUUUUCCUUUCAAAUACUUCAAGUCAAAGAUAUGCUAAUUUCAUAAAUUCAAAUAAAUUGACUUGACAAAUCUUAAGAGCUGAAAUAGAUAUCAUACACUAAAGAAAAUGUGACCAAGUCCACCGGUGGCCGAGUGGUGGUGAAUAUUUUCAUAAAAUCAUUUGAUUUGUUCCCUAGUUGGAAAUCUUAAGAGAUUUUUCAAAUUAAUAUCUUAACCACAAAGUGUAAGAUUUUAUUAACUAUUAACGCUUAUAGCACUUACCUUUAAAUAACAAUAUUUUAGACAUCGUCACUGGUUUGAAGCCUACAUUUAGCAACCAACACUGUAUUAUAACAACCAAAGAAAUAUUUUUAUAAGACGCAUUAGAGAAGUAAUUUUCUAAGCUGAAAGACCAACAUAACAUCAAAAUAAGCAGAACUUAUGAUCAGGACUAUCUUUUCAAUUAUUCGCGUUGAAAAUUGCUUAAAGGUCUCCGGUAAGCUCGGUUCUCCAUACAAAUGUAGUUACUCUCUCAUUUUAAACAAGUAGCUAGUUUGCUCUGAAACUGUACUUUUUUUUUAAUUCAUUUAUAAACUUUGUACUUACAAUAGGAUAAGGUAUAUCUAUGUAUGUUUAGUUUAUGUAGCUUCAGAUACCAUAGUUAUAAAAAUACAUCGAAUUUAAGUUUUUCGUACAAAACUUAUUUUGGCUCUAUUUCGUUUGGGUUAUAAACUCAUGUGACUCAUGUCAUUGUAUGUGCAAAGUUUCAUUACAAUCCAACACGUAGUUUUAAAAUGAGAACGAAACUCCGUUUGUAUGGGAAGGUCAAAUUCGGCCAAGCUUGCGUUUUUAAGUAGCAUCCAGUAUUACGCCCUUUGCGUACUGUUUAAUCAUAGCGGGUCAUAUUUAUACAACCUUCCAAGGUCUUAACGCAGUCUGACAUCUGUCACUUAUUUUUCAGUCACUGUUCGUAAUGAAAUUAUCUUAAUUAAUGCACUCACGCUUAUACUCUGCUCGCCCACAAACCAAAAUUUGGCAAGACAAAUACAAUUCUGAUUUGUCAAACUAAAGAUUCAAAAUACAAUGGAAUGGGAUACCCUGGGAGGCUAGAGGAUAUAACUUGCGCGAAGUAUGCUCAAGCUUAAUACAUAAGUUUCCAGUCUACAUUCACGUGGCAAGUAACUGAAGGAGUGUAACUUGUACUAGCCUACUAUACAUUGCUCCGGGACCGUGUAGGCAUCAGCGUCCGUCAUAGGUAUAGUAUGAAUCUUCUCAAAUGAUUUUUACGCCUAAGACCCUAAUCUGUUAAACAAAAGCCAUUGUUUCGUUUCUGUGUACGGUCGGCGAUUGUGUCUGAGCGCGUGGCACGCUCUCGGCCAUUUUGUCUGAGCGCGUGCUAUUAUGUCUGUGUGUGUGUGUAUGUGCUGUGGCAUGCAAUGGCCGACCUCAGAAAAGAAACAAUGGCUUUUGUUUAACAGAUUAGGGUUAAAAAUAAUUUGAGAAGAUUCAUACUAUAGUGACCCCAGUGUACACAAACUUUUAUUCAGGGUUGUACACAACCUUGAGCAUUCUGUUCGCGCAAGUAGCCCGCGGCUUUACAUGUUCCACCUAAAUGCGCCGUGUGCAAGUACAAUACCUUAUAAAGUCGAGCAAAACGAAGAAGCACGGCCGCACCAUCCUUUUCUCGAAGCUAUUCAAGCUAUUUUCAACCUUCUGUAAUUUUGUGCUGGCUAAAGCUAGAACCCUGCAUUUUUAGUGACUUAUUAUCAUAUGUUUUUUUCGAAACAUUAUCAUUUCUACUCAGAGGUCACACUGCGUUUCUAAUCUCUCGAUAUUCCUAAUCGAUAUCUAUCGAUUACUUUUAGCAACACAUUUAACUGACGAUAGAACUGCUGAUUCCUUAUCCCAUUGCUGUAAGAUUAUGGAAUACAUAAUGUGUAUUCAAUUGACAUCUGUUUUGACGUGCGAGAAAAGCCUUUCUUUUGUUAGGUAUUAAGAGAUUAUUAACCCCUUUAAUUUUGCUAGUAAUUUAUUUUAUUGCCACUAUUGUAUUUUACUUAAGAAUUAAGCUUUAAUUGUACUUAAUAACAACAACUUGUAAAGAAAUGCAAUAACUUAUAAGUUACCGUGCACUUUUAACUGUAUGUACAUGUACCUAUUUAAAACUCAUUCCUAGUCAAACAUCACAAUUUUUAACGUUAAGGCAAUGUAUUUUGACAAUAAUAAGAUUUCUUAGUAUUUAUUAAGCAUUGUAAGAACUUUUUAAAAUAAAUAAAAACCCAUUUUCUAAGAAAUAA